AUGGUGCCCGAGCGACGGGCUUUGAGUGCACCUCUGACCGCCGCCGAGGAGCUCGCGUCGGCGGACUGCUUCUUCGUCACGCCCGACGGGGCGGGCGGCCCCAUCCUGGACGAGAGCGACGUGGAGCUAUUCUGGGCCGCGAGGCUCGAGGCCGCCCGCGAGGCCCUGGAGGCGCACGGCGCCGCAGUCCUGCCGCGCUUCCUCGGCGGCGCGGCGGCCGAGGCGCUGGCCCGGCAGGCCGAGGCGUGGCGGGGCCUGACGCCGGCGCUGGAGGGCUGCAGGCUCGGCGGAGGCCGUGGAGACCUCGCAGACCUCGUGGACGAGCUGCCCGAAGCGUUGACCCGGAGCCUGGACGCCCUCGUGGUCGGCCUGCGCGAGGGCGGGGGGGAGUGCGCGGCGCGGCUCGGGUGCUGCGAGCGAGUUCCGCUCGUGGCCGAUGGCGGCGGUGUACGAGCCUGGGUCCAGGUACGUGUGGCACUACGACAACACGCGCCGCGACAACGGCCGCCUGCUCACGUGCGUCUACUACACGAACCCCGAGUGGACCGACGAGGACGGCGCCCCCUCCCAGGCCUCCAAGAGGUCCGUGCCAGGAUCGCUGCUAAGGAGGCCCCGGCCCAGGCCUAG
Molecule: messenger RNA, 627 nt
Organism: Prorocentrum cordatum
Lineage: Eukaryota; Dinophyceae; Prorocentrales; Prorocentraceae
Source: the annotation of a GenBank genome assembly